This is a messenger RNA of Daldinia caldariorum, 3177 nucleotides long. RefSeq names its product metallopeptidase family M24-domain-containing protein. NCBI's taxonomy places the organism in Eukaryota, Fungi, Ascomycota, Sordariomycetes, Xylariales, Hypoxylaceae. The transcript is spliced from 5 exons. Gene Ontology annotation, molecular function: metalloaminopeptidase activity; manganese ion binding. The record is from RefSeq and is a predicted model, not a curated record. Bases 692 to 2566 code for a protein of 624 amino acids.
AUAAAAAUUCAGCCUUAAAGAACAUUUAUUGGUGAUUAAUAGUCAGCCCGUGAUAAGAAUCCUAUCCACUCGAGACGCCGAUCGGAUUCGGAUCGAAGUUAGCUCUACUUGGGUCCCAACAUGCCCAACCCUCGGGGCUGAUGUCUGAAACGAAUGGGCUUCAGAGGAAUGCAAGGGGGUUACGUCGGUAUAUCUCUCGUUGGUCCAGGUUGUGGAGACCAAGUAAGAGACCAGACUCAAGUCUCUUCUAGUUCUUCUAGCUCUUCUAGAUAUGCGGCACAGCGUGGGGAUGCUCGGGCUUCCUGAGCGGCUGCACGACGGCCUUAGGCAGAUGACUUUAGCGUUCUAGAGAUGAUCUUAGCCCAUCAUUGUUUCGGGGGCAAAGUUUGCUUGGUACGUGUAGAUUAGCUAUAGGCAUGGUGCUGCGAUGCGAACCGAGCUUUGCCACGUGAGGUCUGCCCAAGCAUCCAACCAGGCUAAACCAGGUAAGCAAUUGCAUGAUAUUGUCUCGUCGAAUGAGAUCAGCCGCCUCAGCUGUACGAUAGGAUCACGCCAGGGGUAUGUGAUGAAGCUAGUACAACAGUGACAACACCCCACCGACGAUGCUGUCGUUGCUCUACUCGUCAGAAAACAACCAAGAUUCCGGGAAUUUUUUACUUUUUUACUUUUUAUUUAAUUAUUUAAUUAGAAGAUGGAAGCUAUAGAUAUCGAGCACGACCUGGUUGUCGUUGAGGAAUUUGAUGCUUUAUCUAUCGAGGUUAUCAACGUCGCGGAAUUGGAAGCCCAGGCUGACGAAGACGUUAAGAGAUACCCUGCCAAACAACACGCGAGAAAGGUUGCCAAAGAACUUGGAGUCGAUAAUGGAAUCAUCUAUCUACCGGGCCAGCUAGAAUCAACAUGGGAAGAUUCAGAUCAAGGGCCCCCAUUUCGGCAACGACGAUAUUUCUACUAUCUGACCGGGGUCGAUUUCCCGGGCUGUAGCGUGACUUACGAUAUUGCCGCAGACAAACUCACGUUAUGGAUCCCGUUCACACCUCCGGCAACCAUACUCUGGUUUGGAAAGACGCCUACGCUGGAAGAAUGUCUCGCCAAGUCGGACGUUCACGACGUCAAGUACAUCGGCGAGCUCCCGGCUUACCUGAGCGCGCGGUUGACGACGAUCAAGUCUCUGUACGCUCUCCGCUCGGCCCAGUUGCCAAAGUUCGACGGCUUCGAGCAGCUGCGGUCGUCCCUCAAGAUCGACGUCACGUCUCUCCAGCCCGCUAUGGACGAAUCUCGGGUUAUCAAGUCUGACUAUGAGAUAGCUAUGAUCCGUAGGGCUAACCAAAUCUCGUCCGCGGCCCACAGGAAAACGGCGUUGCAGUUGUCUGGCAUGAAGAAUGAGUGCGAAAUCGAGGCCACAUUUGCCGCCGCGUGUAAGGCGGCUAACGCCGGGGCGCAAGUUUACCCCAUCAUCGCCGGCUCUGGUUCCAACGCUUCGACGCUGCACUACGAAGCCAACAACGAACCGCUUGCUGGACGGCAGCUUGUGGUGCUCGAUGCUGGCACCGAAUGGAAUUGCUACGCUAGCGAUAUAACGCGUACCCUUCCCCUAGGCCCACGGUAUAGAUUUAACUUGGAGGCCCGAGCUAUUUAUGAGCUGGUCCACAAGAUGCAGGAAGAGUGCAUUCAGCGCAUCAAGCCAGGCGUCAUCUUCCGGGAUUUGCAGCUACACGCAACGUUUAUCGCCGUCCAAGGCCUAUUGGAGCUCGGAAUCUUGCGCAACGGAACUGCCGAAGAGAUCUUCAAGAACGGCACCGGCGCCGCUUUCUUCCCGCAUGGACUCGGUCAUCAUGUUGGGCUUGAUGUUCACGACGUUCUUAGCAAAGACCUUCUGCGUCCCGCCGGCGAGAGCAUGUGGGGAAAGCGUCGACCUAUUGGCCCCCAGUCCGUCCGCGCCAUGAUCAAGCAAGCCGCAAACAGCGCUGCUCCCACGCCUUCGUCACCAACCAGUACCGGCACGAGCACAUCGCAGGACCCCCAGUUGCCACCUACGCUUACGGAGUCGUCACCAGCGCAAUCCGCAAACCCGCCUCUCCCGCCUUCGUCCCCUCCGGUAGCAGCAGCAGCCACAACAGCGGAACCGACGUCCGCGCCCUCAAGCCGGAAGAACAGCAGCGACAACGACACCGUCAACGGCGACGUCAACCCGCCUCUCCCACCGGAGCCCCAGCUGUCCCGGCGCCUACCCUUACCUCCUCCCCAGCGGCAGCAGACCAUCUCGCAGCUUACCAGCGACGGCAACGGCAAGAGCAAGAAGCCGAAACGGCCGGUCCGCAGCGCCCUGCAGCCGAACAUGGUGGUCACGGUCGGGCCGGGGAUAUACUUCUGCCGGCCGUACGUGGAGGCGUACUUCCUGCGGCGCCCCGAGCACGCGCGGUACAUCGACGCCGCGGCGCUCGAGCGCUACUGGGCCGUCGGCGGCGUGCGCGUCGAGGACUGCGUCCUGGUCACGCCCGACGGGCGCGAGGACCUGACGACCGCUCCGAAGGGGAGGGACUUGUUGCGGUUGAUGGGGUAUGCUUAGGAGGACGACGACGCCGAUUCAAUUUUUUUUUAAAAAAAAAGAAAUUGAAAUGAAAUGAAAUGAAAAUGAAAUUAAAGAGAAAAAGAAAAAGAAGGGGGGUGGGAGUAUCUGGCCUCACCGACUAACUAACUAAUAAAAAUAAGGAACCAAAAAAUGAAUACCCGGAAUCGAAGAAAAAAAAAGGACAAGCAAGCGAGCGAGCGAUCUUAGGUAUAUACUUCUCGGGACUUUCUUUUUUUGCGCGAAUUUACUUUGUCGGUCAUCAUCCGCGUAUACAGACACACACACGCAAGGUAAAUACCGAUGUAUACGAGGGACGGGAUGGAUGGGCAUAGGCGUCCAGGGAAAAUUUCAACUACCUAGCUGUAUAUGUUUGUAUCUUUUGCCACAUUUAUGUAUGAAGCACCUACGUACGUACAAAGGGGGUAGUCGUCAUCUUUUGGGGGAGGGGGGAGUUUUCCAAGCUUCGUUUGGUGGGAGUUUUGAAUUCCUAAAAUACUCGAUUUUCGCGAGCAGAUUGGACCAGAUCAAAUCUUAUAAAAUAAAUGAAUAAAUAAAUAAACCGUUAUAUUAGGUUAGGUAUCUACCUACUUGCGCGGAUUACCUUGCAU